AUGUGUGCAUGCAUAGACUUCUCGCCGCCGGGGGCCCCCCAAGGUCUCCCCAGGGGAGACUCUGAGGGGCCCCCUGAAGUUCCUUCCGAGGGGCCCUCUGAGGAACCAACUGCAGGGCCCUCUGGGGGCCCCCCCAAAUUCCCUUCUGAAGGGCCUUCAGAGGAACCCUCAGAGGGGCCCCCAGAGGGGCCCCCAGGGACCCCCUCCGAGAAGCCCCCCGAGGGCCCCCCGUCGUAUUGUGGAGGUGGUUCUGUGAAGCGUGAGGUGUAUGGGCACCUCCAAGGGUCCCCUGCGUUGACUCAGAUACGCCUGGGGGGCCCCCAGGACCCUCUUCCCCGUCAUGUGCUGCAGCAUCGGCUGCCACAAGUUAACAUGGGCCCCCUGGGACCCCCCCCUGAGGGUACAGAAGACACAAACACAUCAGGGGGGAGCCCUAAUCCCCACAUGCAACCAAUAAACUCCACGCGCCUCCUGAGGGGCCCUCCUCCUCCUAGUAGGCCUCCCCAAGGCCCUUCUUACCUUGAUGGAGGGCCCCCUGGGGGGGCCCCUGGGGGCCCCGUUGUGACCUCCUCUGGGGGGCAACCUUGGACUAUGCUUGUUGCCACCUCUGAGGGUCAUGGGGGCCCUGAGUCUUCUUGCUGCUGCAGGGUAUUGAUGAGGGAGGAGCAGCUGCUGCAGCUGCCGGUGCAUCAGGUGCUGCAGCUGCUGCCGCCAGCAGCAGCAACAACAGUAAGGGAGGCCCUCAAGCUGCUGCUGCUGCCGGGAGAGUUGCAGCAAGCACCAGCAGAGUUGCCUCCAGAGCGGCGAUGUUGCUGUUGCUGCUGUAGAAGCAGCAGCAACAACAGCAGCUGCAGCAGCAGAGGACCUCUGCAGUUUCCCUGUAAGUGGGAAUUUGAAGCUGCUGCUGGGGGGCCCCAGGGCCCCCAUCAGUCUUUUAGGGUACAGCAGCAGCAGCAGCAAAUACCUCAUGGACCCGAUUGCUGUAUAAAAGGUGCUACAUUUAGAGGGGGGGCCCCUUGCGGUGUUCCCCUUAGGGACAAACUUAAAGAGGGGCCCCCUCAAAACCCACUCCUGCUGCAGCAAGUUCCAGAGCAGCAACAACAACAGCAGCAACAGCAGCAGCAGCAACAGCAGCAGCAACCAGCCUGGCGUCCGGUUAAGCGGCAGCAGCAACAACAACUGCAGCAGCAACCGCAGCAGUAUCCAGUCAAGCACCCUGGUACGCACCAACAGCAGCAACAGCAGCAACAGCAGCAGCAAUCAGUCAUAUACCCUGGUACACAGCAGCAGGAGCAACAGGAACAGCUGCAGCAGCAACAGCCUCAACAGUAUCAGCGAACGCAACAACAAGGGCAGCAACAGCAGCAGCAGCUGCUGCAGGAGCAGCUGCCAUGUUGUUUCAAUGAACAUCUCUUGCAUGCGCGAUCAUCAGGGGCCCCCUUAGGGGCCCCAGCUCUUUCAACGGGGCCCCCAUUGCUGGGUGAGGCCCCCAUACCACAAUGGGGCUGCCCAACUUAUAAUACGGAGCAGCAGCAGCAGCAGCAGGAACAACUGCAGCAACAGCAGCAGCAACAGCAGCAGCAGAUGGAAUGUGCAGAAUUUCAAUCUCCAGCGUCAGUAGCAGCAGCAGCACCUGCUGCUACAACUGGUGCUGCAUCACCGUAUCCGGAGAGCAACAGUUCCUUCUAUAAGGAGCAGCAGCAGCAACAGCAGCAGCACCAGUGUGUUCACGGUGCUGCUGCGGCUGCAUGCGCUUGUGGCUGGAUGCAAGCAUCUCCCUUGGGGGGCCCUUCUUGUUGGGGGCCCCCGGCACGCUGCUCUAGAGCCGGUACCCAAUGCCAACAACACUCAGAGAGAGGCCCCCCCUUGGGGGAGGCCCUGGAAUCCCCUGAGGGGGGGGCCCAGGGGGGCCCCCUUCACGGGCUUCAGUCGCUGCAGCGAGGGAGGCAGCAGCAACCCCGAGGGGAGGCCCCGGAGGAUGCUGCAGGCAGCCGUGCAUGCGACAGCAGCACGAACGCCCGCAGCAGCAGCACUAACAGCAAUAAGAGCAACAACAGCAACAAUAACAGUAACAAUAACCACAGCGACAGCUACCACAGCACCAGCAACCAGAGUGACAACCACAGCAGCAACAACAGCAGCAGCUGUGGCAGCAGCAGCAGCAGCAACAGGCGUCACACAUUGCCGUUGCCGCCCCAAGAGCAGCAGAUUGUCCCAACAAUUGCGAAGCAGCUGCAGCAGCGCGGCAUCCUCAAGGAGGCCCCUUGGAUCUCCUCUUCCUUCCCUGCUGCUGCUAGCAGCAGCAGCCUAUACAGCAGCAGCAGCAGCAGCAGGCUGAGCAUGUCAGGAGAUUUCGGUACAGACUCUCAGGAAUUUUGCAGCGUAGAUGAUGAGGGCCCACCAGAUGGGGGGCACUGGGGCAUCCCGGAGGGGGGCCACCAUCGGGAUUUUAGUACCUUCGAUGGGGGCCCCCAAGAGGUGGGCCCCCGAGGUAAGAGGGGCCCCACACAGUUCUUACGACGAAGACCAGAGAGAGUUGUGUUGCAGAGAACAAUAAAAGCAGAAGUUUGCUGCUUCUCUCAUGUUAAGAGUGUUGUAAGGAAUGAAUGCUGGAGAUACACCAGGAAGCAGCAGCAACAGGAAGAGAAGCAGCAGCAGCAGCAGCAGCAAAGAGAGAGGCAACAGGUGCAGAAACAGCAGCAGCAACAACAACAACAGCACCGAGUUUUGGGGAGAAAUGGAGAAACGGUAAUUCAGCAGCAGCAACAACAGAAGCAACAGCAGCAUCAGCAGCAACAGCAGCAGCUGCUGCAGAAACAAAAGGAACGACUGCAACAGAAGCAACUUCUGCAGCAACAGCAGCUGCAGCAGAAUCUGCCAACAAGGCACAGUCUUCCAAGCCGUGGAGUGCCGCAGCAGGAGAGACGUGUCUCCUUUCAGCAGCGCCCAACAGCAAGGAGAAGGUCGUCUGUUGCUGCUGUUCCUGCUGCUGCUCAUGCUGCAUCCGCUCCGGUUGCUGCUGCAUCUGCUCCUGCUGCUACUGCUGCGUCAGCAGCAAAGUCUCCCCAAGGCGCAAAAAGGGAAUCGCGCGGGUACAGCCCUCCAGAGCAGCGGCAACUUCAGCAGCAGCAGCAACAGCUGCAGCAGCAACAACAGACCCAAGCAGUGCUUGAUAGACUGGAGGAGGUGGUUUCCCCUUGUAGUUAUGUACCCUAUUUGCCUCGAAGCAGCCGACUAGGGGGCCCCCCUCGGGCCCCCUCUGAGGGCUCCCCGUCUGGAAAGCCUCCAGUUGGGGUGCGAUCUAGGGGGCCCCCCUUGGGGAGCCUCCCUAGCGAAGAUUCUUCGAGGAGGCCCCUCGAGGGCCCCAGUGGCGGGGCCCCAGCGGAAGGGACUUUGGGAGUGGCCCGUCCCCAGGGGCCCCCCGCUGCUGUCGAGUGUGGGGGCCCCAGUACCUCCAAGGAUGGCGUGAAUUUGGGGUGUAUACUGAGCUCCUCUUUAUCGGUAUUAAAGGCAGCAAAUAAAAUAAAAGAGUACCAAAGACAAAGACAAAAACAAAAGCGCAUGCAGCAAGCAACAGCCCCACACUCACAUGCGGAUUGGACGGAGGACGAUGGCGAGGAGAGUGGAGGGGAGUAG
Molecule: messenger RNA, 3636 nt
Organism: Eimeria maxima
Lineage: Eukaryota; Apicomplexa; Conoidasida; Eucoccidiorida; Eimeriidae
Exons: 3
Coding region: 1-3636 (1211 amino acids)
Source: RefSeq, a predicted model, not a curated record